Molecule: messenger RNA, 417 nt
Organism: Ambispora gerdemannii
Lineage: Eukaryota; Fungi; Glomeromycota; Glomeromycetes; Archaeosporales; Ambisporaceae
Source: the annotation of a GenBank genome assembly
AUGCCUGGCACUUAUCAAAGAAUUAAAUUACCAUACGGGCUUAAUGAAUUAGAACCAAUAAUCUACUUCAAGACCAUGUAUUAUCAUUAUAAUAUUCUCCACCAAAAUUACGAAACUAAACUUAAUGAGGCGGUGCGGGGAAGCGAAUUAGAGCAACAAUUCCCCACCCUGGAGAAAUUAAUGGAGAAUUUGGAGCAAUUACCGGCUGAAAUAAAAGAAGAUGUCCAAUUUUUUGGCGGGGGAUUAAUCAAUCACAAUUUUUUCUUUACUCAUUUGGUUAAAGCUAGUAAAAUAUUAGAGGAAAAAAUUGGUUUAGAACUAUUAGGAGUCAUUGAAAAAAAGUUUACUAAUUUGGAAAAUCUUAAAAAAGAACUGGUAAAAAGUGCUUUGAAAGUGCGAGGAAGUGGCUGGACCUGA